Messenger RNA from Alternaria arborescens, 231 nucleotides. RefSeq lists its product as hypothetical. The coding region runs from base 1 to 231 and encodes 76 amino acids. Lineage: Eukaryota; Fungi; Ascomycota; Dothideomycetes; Pleosporales; Pleosporaceae. The transcript is spliced from 4 exons. The record is from RefSeq and is a predicted model, not a curated record.
AUGGUUGCACCUUGGUUUGCUCUCUUCGAGGCUUGGGCCGUCGCAAAGCUCAUCCGAUCCCCGGGAUUUAAUCGCGCCGUGCAAAAGGCCUAUCGAAAGAUCAACAGGCUGCCAGACUUUGAGCAGAAGAAUGGCCAAGGCCGGACGGGCCCAUCAUCGCUUGAUCACUUCAAGGAUGAGGUCAAGAAUCAAUUCCGGGAGCUCACAUGGCAAAAGCGUCCUCCCAAGUGA